GACAGAUCUGACAUAGACCCAUGGCUGCGAGCAAUGAUGAUCAGAGAAGCUGGAAUGCAGAUGAUUGUUGUACCAGUCCUCAUCAUCAUCCAGUUGAGCUGCCUCAGUGGUUUGUCUACAACACUGAGGACUGAGACUCGUCCCUUAGGUAUAGUUAAGGGUGACAUGGUCACACCCCAAAGUGAAGAGGUCCAAGUAGCUAACCAUCACUACAACUACUGGCACGACAGGGGCUUGUCGUGGAUUUUGGUACUAGCCAAGGGCCUGAAGGGACCAGUAUUGGACUGCGAAGUUUAUUCUGAGAGAACGAGUGACUUUCAAGUUGAACUGCGGGUGCACAUUGCGUUGAUCUACUCCGAGUCUACAAAUCACUAGUAACUCGC
Suillus bovinus is the source of this 383-nucleotide messenger RNA. RefSeq lists its product as uncharacterized. The record is from RefSeq and is a predicted model, not a curated record. Bases 34 to 375 code for a protein of 113 amino acids. The transcript has 5 exons. NCBI's taxonomy places the organism in Eukaryota, Fungi, Basidiomycota, Agaricomycetes, Boletales, Suillaceae.